Messenger RNA from Acanthosepion pharaonis, 1167 nucleotides. NCBI's taxonomy places the organism in Eukaryota, Metazoa, Mollusca, Cephalopoda, Sepiida, Sepiidae. The record is from the annotation of a GenBank genome assembly.
AUGGUUCUUAUUAUCAUUAGUGUCCAUCCAUUCUCGGUUUUAUUUCUUUACCGGUUUCAUAUCUACUCUCCUCUAUCCAAAUCCUUGGUCAACAUCGCCUUCUUUCAUUAUCUCGCAUUCUUUAUUUUUCUUCUUUCGCCAUUUUAUUGUCGUCUUUUCUUUCUCUUUUAUCUCCUUUCUCUUCUCUUUCUUUAUUUUCGUUUUUCUUUCUUUCUUUCUUUCUUUCUUAAGCACGUCUGUGCAUUGCUUCGUUUUCAUAUUGAUUCCAUCUCUCUUACAUUCUCCUAUUUUUCUUUUUCUUUCUUUUCUCGUUGUUUUACGUGCUUCAUUCUUUCUUUCUUUUCUAUCAUCUUUCUCAAUUCUUCCUUUUUUCUCUUACCUGUUUCUUACUUUCAUACCUUCUUUCUUUUUCUUUCUUUGCUAGUCUUCUUUGUUUCUUUUUUCUUUCUUUUUCUCUUUUCUCUUUCAUUCUCUCUAACUUUCUUUCAUUUUUUUCUUUUUUUUUUGCUCAUCGUUUUGCUUUCUUCGGUCGUUUCUCCUUCUCACAUCUUUCUCAGUUCUUUCUUUCUUUCUUUCUUUCUUUCUUUCUUUCUUUCUUUCUUUCGCUCGUUCGUUCGUUCUUUUCCUCUUCUCUGCUUACCUCUCUCUUACUUUUUCCCAUUUAUUCUUUUUCUUUCUUUGCUCGUCGUUUGCUUUCUUCAUUUUUUUCUUCUAUCAUUUUUCUCAACUGAUUCUUUCUUUUUCUCUUCUCUGUAUCCUUCUCUCUUAUUUUCAUUCAUUCUUUUUUUUCUUUCUUUGCCCAUCGUUUUCCUUUCUUCGGGCGUUUCUCCUUCUCACAUCUUUCUUUUUUCUCUUUCCCGUUUCCUUCUGCCUUUCUUUCUCCCAUGCAUUCUUUUUCUUUCUUUGCUCUUUCUUCUUCUUCUUCUUCUUCUUCUUCUUCUUCUUCUUCUUCUUCUUCUUCUAUUAUGUUUUCAUUUCUUUCUUUUUCUUUUCUCUGUUUCCUUCACUCUUACAUUCUUUCAUUCUUUUUAUUCUUUCUUUACUCAUUGUUUUUCUUUCUUCAUUCGUUUCUUCUUCUUAUAUCGCCUUUCUCAGUUCUUUCCUUUUCUCCUCUAUGUUUCGGUCUUCAUUCUAUUAGGCGUUAUCAAGGAGGAUUUUAAUUUUUAA